Messenger RNA from Cataglyphis hispanica, 9930 nucleotides. RefSeq lists its product as uncharacterized. NCBI's taxonomy places the organism in Eukaryota, Metazoa, Arthropoda, Insecta, Hymenoptera, Formicidae. Gene Ontology annotation, cellular component: endoplasmic reticulum. The record is from RefSeq and is a predicted model, not a curated record.
UUGUGGUCUGGCUACCAGAAGGAAAUUACUUGCUUGUGAUAAGAAAUAUACCGCACAAGAAGUUGGAAGAAUUCAAAAGUCGCGUCUAUAUGAGCAUAUCGAUGAUUGACGACAUUAAGUAUGUCGUUGGAAAUUGCUUUUCUGUUACGCGAGAGUUAAACUUGCGGGAAACACUGCGGGCGACAAAGGCAACCGGAGAUUGAUCGAAUGCGCUUUACGACGCAAGGUGCAGCAAAGUUCGCCAAUGUGAGGAUGGCGAUACGACGGGAAACUUGAGAUUCGAACGACGGCGGCGAUCAGUGGAAUCGAUAUACGUAUACACUAUUCGAUAUACGAAACGCGCCAGGAUCUUCAGCGAUGAUCACGAGCUACAACGUGACACCGCUAAGAAAGUACGCGGAAAUCAGUUACCGCGUAAAAUGCGUCGCGGUGGAGAACGAGCGGGUGUUCAGCGAUGUUUACGUCACUCAUCAGACGCAAGAUCCAGUUUGCCAGCAGGACGAUUACGCUUUUCCGUCGGAGUACAGAAGACGAAGGCGCAACUUGAUACAGCAAACUCUGGACGGACCGGAUUUUAUGAAGCUGAAUAGCAAACGGUCGACCAGAAGCGCCGAUAUCGCAAAAUCAUACUGGCAAAGGCGCAGCAAAUCUAUAAGGGAUGAACCGAGCACAAUCACAUUUAAUUAUGAGAAUGUUGACAGUCGUGACACGGUCGCCAAAAGGCCCAAGGUAUACCCAUCACCUCUGCGCUGUUCGCCGCUGCAGAAAGAAAUUGUGAUUACCUCGCUAGUAGAUCAACUAUUGUUGGACAUUUAUGGCAUUCCGAUGGGCGACAGGGGACGUUCAGAAAGCGAAUCAACGGCAUCGUCCUUGAAACCACGCCCGCAACAUCAAUAUCUGCAGAAAGCUCGUCUGCUAUUGAAAAGAAAGGAUGAACUGCAGAUCCUGCUUGUGACUCUACAUGACCACAUUAUUCACACAGGCGGGUUACUUAUCCGUCAGCUGCGCCGAAAGGAUUAUCUUACUGUUAAACGUGAUAAACAAUAUGAUAUUAUCACGGCUUACUUACAAGCACACAGCGCUAAGCGAUUCGAAGAUACGAAAAUGAGAUUUAGUUUGAGUCCGCAACCAGGAGAAAUUACGCAAUGGCUAGACGCCAUGAAGAUGGUUGCCAAGUUGCAAGGAGGGAUACCACCAGAAUUUCGGAAAAGAUUAUGGUUAACAUUGGCGGAACGUCAUCUAGAAAAACACGGCGUAGAUUGGAAGCAGGCUGAGAAGAUCUGUUUCAAUGAGUGGAGUAAUCCUGACGACGAAGAGCUUGGCAUACAAAUCGUGAAGGAUCUGCACAGGACAGGCUGCAGCCUGUUCUGCGGCGCCGCCGGUCGGGAUAAUCAAGCGGUGCUUCGUCGAGUUUUGCUUGGUUUCGCCCGUUGGAACAAAUCCGUGGGCUAUUGCCAGGGUCUAAACGUUUUGGCCGCCCUCGUCCUGCAAGUGAUGGACCGCGCCGAAUCCUCGGCCGUGAAGGUGAUGAUAUAUCUGAUAGAAGGUGUUCUACCGGACGGUUAUUUCGCCGAUAAUUUACGCGGCCUCUCUGUGGACAUGGCGGUAUUUCGAGAUCUCCUGCGCUCGAGACUGCCAAAGUUGUCCAAGCACCUCGAGGCACUUCAGAAUGACGCGAAGGAUAAGGCGACGGGAAAUAGCUAUGAACCGCCGCUCACGAAUGUGUUCACUAUGCAAUGGUUUCUUACGCUUUUCUGCCAUUGCUUACCGCAGGAAGCAGUACUUCGUGUCUGGGAUCUGAUAUUUCUCGAAGGUAAUGAAGUGCUCCUUAGAACGGCGCUCGCUAUCUGGGAAGGCCUUUCGAAUCGCAUAAUGGCCGUAACAUCAGCGGAUGAGUUCUACAGUAUAAUGGGAGUACUUACGAGAGAGAUGCUAGAAUUCACCGACACAAACAACCUCAUAAAGAAUAUCGUUAGUAUGGGACCCUUGCAAGGUGUAGCAAAUUUGAGAGACAAACAUCGAUAUAACAUCACCCCAUGGGCGCGCAGGCUGAGUGACGACGAUGACAGCGAGGCGGAAGAGGAUGAGAGAGUGGCUGUAACGGCUGCCAUGUUCAACAUGGCCCAACGUAUAAAAAAAGAUCGUAUACCUUCGACAAUAGGAGCAUUACAAGCGAUUGCACCCAGCAGUGAUCGAGACCGCCUUGCUCUCGAUAUUAGUACAUUGAAGCAGCAAUAUGCAAAACUGCGAGAACGGCAGCGGCAGGCACACAUAAUACUCUCUGCCGCGUGCGCAAGACAGACCAUGGUACCUCCGCCCACUUCUACAGCCAUGAAUCAUCUAUUAGUGGGCAAAAAUGCCCUCGUAAGUGGAAAGAAUCGACCGUUGAGUCUGCCGUCUGCUUCUGCCACAUCGAAGUUACGGCCAACAACGCUUCAUAGCCCAAAAAAUCGUAGAGAGAGACAAGGUGUUACGCUUCAUUGGAAAGAUGCGAAAAGACCGAAACAAAGGGCCGGCGACGCUGGUGAUGUUGAUGCUUUUGGUACAGCAUUUUUACAGUCGCCUCCAGAAACGUCAUCUGUGACGUCGCCCAGCCGGGGUACUGCUGACAGCGAUAGUGACAGCACGUCAACAGAAUUGUGCGACGAGCCGGAUCAUCUGAGCGACGUCGAUAGCGAGGAGCUUACGUCAGCGUCCGACUCUUACGUCAUGGCCACGGAUGACGAAAAGCAUGCUUGCGUCGAAGGUUCAUCGACUUCGGCGAGCACACCUGCGCGUUCGUAUAUUAAGAGCCCAACGAUGAUGGAAUCAAAGGCAGAUCCGAUUCUCGGAAUCGAACGCAGCGAUAAAACCUCGUCUUUAACUGAAAUUUCGAUCGCCAAGAUCACCGAUCAAAUACGAAGACUUUCGGCGGAGGAUGACAAUAACACGACAGUUCCUCGGAUAUUAAGUACGCGCGAUAACGAUGAGCUAUUGUUGACGAGUGAUUAUUCGAACAAGAAAUCAGAGGCGAAAAAAACGGAAUGUAAGUCGCAGGAUUUCGUCGAUUAUACGCCGAGUGAGGAUGUGAGUUUAUCGAAGACUAUGAAUAAUUACGAUUAUUUAAAUCUCCAAUCUAAUCUCGAGGAAAAGAUGGAUGAUAUUCUAAUGCACAAAACGGAUCGACUGAAAGAUGUAGAGGAAAGAAGAGAAAUUGUUCAGAUUAGCAGUGAUACAGGCCUUAAGACGGACAUAAUGGAAUUAACUGCGAAUACAUUACAAGAUAAUUCCAAAGAAGAAACAAGCAUUUCUUUGGAUAAAAAUUACGAUAAAUUUAUUGCGCCUUUAGACAGUAACGACAAACCUUUCGAAUUCACUUCGAAAUUUUGCAGCAGAGUUUAUCCUGAUUCUAAAAGCAAUAACAAUUCGAACGAUACAGAUACGAGUAACAGAAUUUUGGAUAUCGCGACAGAAUCAUCAUCUUUUUAUUCCAAGAGAUACGUUGUAGGUCAUCUUCCGAUUUCUCCGAUGACAAUGGAUAAUAAACUAACGAAAUUAUCAUCUGAGAUAUAUAAUGUUGCGGUAAAUUCAGGAAAUCUGACAAGUCCUGAAGCGGUAUUAAGAGAUGCUUUCAGCGACAAGCAGCAAAUGAAAUCGUAUUCUGACUUGAAGAAAAGUUCAAAAUCUCCGGAGAGCACAAAGUCAUUUAGCUCUGGAGAGACAAUGGGUCCCGAUUCGAAGCCUUCGAGUCUGACAAUGAGCCCGAGAACACCAAUCAGAUCGGAUUCUCAUGACUUCACGAUAAACAAAUCGGCUUGUUCGUCCAUUAGCUCAGAUUCCAAGACUCUCGUUCUCCAUUCCAUGGGUUCGGAUAUCGAGCACGACAAUCCGAGACCGAUCACGAAGAAAACGUCGUACGAGAAAUCGAGUCCGUCAACUCCAAUUAGUACGGAUUCUCUGAGAAACAAGUCCGAGACGAGCCCGAAAUUGGUAAUUAGCAGCUCCAGCGAUUCGUGCAGCCCGAGCAAAAUUAAGUCUUCCGAGAGAUCAUUCAGUUCCGAUCUGCAAUCGCCCGUAAGUGCCAAUUCCAUAAAAUAUACCUCGAACUAUGGUAAACGAGGCCAGGAUAACGUGUCGGAUUCGCCACUCGAUUUAAGCACCGCUACUUCGCCAUUUUAUCCUAUCGCAAAUCCUAAUCAGAAAACGCCGUCGCCGUACGGUGCAAGCAAACAAAGAUGCAGCGAAGACAGCACUGAAACGUCGCCCGAUCAGAAAUCAAUCAAUUCGAAAGAUUCGGGCAAGUUUUCUGGAUAUCAAGCAAAAAUAGGUAUCUCAACAAAAUCAAUCGAAACUAAAGGAAGUGAAAUUUCCGAGAGAAUCUCCGAGAGAGUCUCCGAGAGAAACGAUCUGUUUGUUAAACCGCAAUUCGGCUUGAAUACAGAACUGAACGCGAGUUACACAUCGAGGGAAAAGAGUAAAGCUGAUUUGAGCUCUUACGAAUCGAUCGAUAGUGAGUCGCAUCGCAAAUGCGGAGAUUACGUUGAUGACAAUACGGACGAUCCGCUUUCUGAAAAGGAUAUAGUGCCUCAAUUGCCGUAUGAGAAGUUCGACAAGCAUUAUCUGAAUUACAAUUACAGACGUAGAGACCGAUCGCGUCUAACCGAGAGGAGCUCUAGCAGUCUGGAGAGGAGAUAUACCGAUUUGAAGUCCUCGAUCUCGACCGAUGAAUUCAACACGACUAUGGCAAAGAAAAGGUCUAGCGAUAUCCUGGAAGACAUGAAGCACUUAGAAGCAAAAGCUCUUAGUGAUGGUUCCGAUACUAAUAUGCUAACAAAGAAGUCGAGUAACAUCUGGGAGAAUAUGAAAAGUUUAGAAGCGAGACGGCAGGAUACUUUCAGCAAUUCAGCGAGCGGCUUUUCGAAACGGCGACUAGAGAUCCCGGAUAUAAAUAUAACUAGCGAGGGUAGAAAAUCUUACGUAGUGCAUCCUAAAAUCAACAUCGACGAGAAUAGCGAUAGUAUAUUAAAGAGCAUAGCAUGUAACAAAAAUAACAGCGAUACGGACGAUGGCAGAGAAUCGAAAGUCGGUGUAUGGACGAAAGUAAAGCCGCGUAAAAAGGGCGAUAACGGACGCAGAAGUAGCGACAGGGCGUUAAAAAUUAUUCAAGAAAACUCAGCAAUAUUGCACAAGAUACUGGCUUGUCAGGCAAAGAAACGUCUACCAGAUCUGGAGGAGAUAUCCAAGGAAAUUACUAUUAGUCCGAUAAAUGAAGAAAUUUCCAAGAUAUUCAGUCCGAUUCUCGAAAAAAUGGGAUUAAACGAGCAUGAGAUAAAUGAGGAAUUGGCACGAAUAAAUUUCAAAGACUUCGACAAUAUGAGCGCCACCAGCGUAUCGGAAUUCGAUGCGAAAAUCAAUGAAGAAUUAUCAAAGCUUUCCCUCAUUGACGAGACGGAACAAAUCGAUCACUUAGGCGUAGACGAGAUCAUAUCGCUCGAAUAUUUGAACACGCGAGAGGCGCUCAUAGAUCAUAAGAUAAACGCGGAACUCUCUAAACUGCUUGCAAACUACGAGGAGGAAUCUCCACCGAGCAUGAUUAAUUUGGAGAAAGGUUCCUCUAGCCAGAACAUAAGCGAGAUGGAGAGUCUCGAUCUCACCAGCAUUUCGACGAACGUAUUCUCUUAUAAAUCCUCUAAUGAUUCCAUCGAGACCAGAAGCGACUUGGAAUCAAUGCACGAAGCUGCGAUACAGUCGGAAAAAUUCCCGUUUGCGACAUUAAAAUACGAGAAAAGCAUGUCGCCCAAAAGCGACAUAGAUAUCUACAUAGAGCUGGAAAAGCUCAACAAGAUCUCAACUGCGCAGAUGCUGCCGGAAACGCCUCUGAAAAUAUCGCCGAAACGAUUGUCUCCCAUUACGUACAUUUCUGAUACCUUGCCUUAUCCGGAAGUCUUGCCCGCGACGAGAUACGUGUCAAAAACAAGCCCGUUCGAUACAACGCCGCUCAAGAAAACUUAUGAGUCUUACAAGAGCUUCGACUUCCCAAGCAAGCGAUCGCCGCGGGACAAUCCUUAUAUCACGUACGAUAAACCAGAUGAUUCAUUCAAAUAUAUGGAUCUCAAGUCAAGAAUCGCCAUCGAUCCCUCUGAUCUGAAUUUGAAGAGCCCGAUAUUAUCUAAGGAAUCUUUAGAGUUUCGCGUAAGAUACGAUAAUGAAUUGCCGAAGCCGACUGGCGGUGAAUAUGCACCUAUUCAGGAUGUUAAAUCGACGUUUUCCUUAAACGCAGCAAGUUCUUAUUACGGUAAAGAUAAUAAUAAAACGCCAUCGAAAUCUAUCAACAAGGAAGAGAAGUGUUUGGAUAUCGAGGACUAUUCUAGCGAUAAGUCGGAUUUUCUACGUCAUAAGUACAGUACCUUGUCGCCGAAGGAAUAUUCUUAUGUCAGAAACACAGACUACGAUAAACCAUUAGGCACGUUAUCACAUGUUAUGGUAGAGACAGAGUCGGAUAUUGGUUCAUAUUUGUCAACAAGACAUCGCGACUAUAAUGUGUUAUCGCCGUGUCGUCAAUACAGAGAUCAAUAUUUCUCUUCUAGUCCAAAUCAUUAUACCCCGCAAUUAUCACCAAGUCUAACAAAUGAAGCGAAAAGGCCUGUCUCGCAUCCGGAAUCCCCGAGCAAAAUAAACGUCAGCAAGUAUGGAGAUUUAACGAGUCAGGGAUCGAAUAAUUACAAGAAGUCAACGUUGAGCCUAGGUAACAUGGAGGAAAACGUGAAUAAAGACGAGAAUGUUGAUACUACUCCGAGUCCGAAGACACAUUUCAGUCCAUUCCCCGUUAGAAAUAAUACAAGAAAACCUAAAGAAUUGACACUGAAGUUGGGUCUAUAUUCGCCGAAGAGUUCCGAUUUCGAUCAAUUGAAAAAAUCGUAGUGCUCAGUGAUUUGUCGAAGCGAUAGAGCUUUCGACCCACGCGAAAGUUCAUAUGUGAGCUGAUACAUUAAAACGAAAAGGAAUGUCUAUGUUCGCCAGUCAAUCGUAUUUCGAUACAUUCUUAUAUACUUUACGCAAAACAAAGCACACCCGAUGCGUUUCAAUGAGUCGCGUAUCAAUUUUCCGAAUUUAACAAAGUGGGCCUAAAAAAAUUAUCGCCUAAGCAUUCCUAAAUCGUAAUGCCCAACACCGUUAAAUAAAUUUGAUGAUAAGCUUGAUUAGACGUAACAUAGUUUUAAGGUAAUGAUUAAAUAAAGUAAAGUCAUGUAAGUGCUCGAUCGGAUAGUUCCGAAUUACAAAUAAAUCUUAUUUUUAGAAAGCACACAGAUUUGUUUUGAGAAAAAUCAGGCAUGGCGAAAAUUAAUAAUCGAUAAUAAUAUAAAAAUUAAUACAGAAACUGCGCGCGAGCAUUAUAUCAUAAUCGCGAUAAAUGCAAAAUAAUAUCUCCAUGAAUGCAAUUAAAUUUGGGAAUAUUGCUGAAAUAAUACGUCGUGCGUUAUUGACGCGAUUACGAAAUAGCAAAUUCGGGUAAAGCAGAUUAAUGAUAAAUUCAAUUCCCACAUUCGGUCACACGUGUCUCUCGCUUUCAGUCCUUUAUUUCAUCAUUAAUGUGCUUCACACAUAAUCAAAUAAUCCUAUUCAAAUUGUUGUUUAAAAAAAAAAGUCCAAACAAAAUACCACAGCACUUGCAACGCUCGCAUAACACAAUUGUUAAAUUUAUAAUUAAAUGUCUCCGAUUCCCUCCACUUUUGAACUCAAAAUUUCCUACGAAAUAUGCCAAAUCGAUCGCAAAAUUCUCAAAAUUUAGGUUAAUACUUAAUUAAGAGAAUUUUACGAAAUGUCAACAUCUUAAUUGUACUAUUGCUAACUGCUAGGCAAAAGAAUAGAAAUCUAUAGUAUGAUUUAUUUUGAAAAAAACGAUAUACGAUGUAAAUUUAUAAGUUAUCAAUAUAAAGCUUAAUUUUUUUGUUCGUAUAUUUGGGCAAAUUUAUUAUAUAAAUCUAUAUAAUUCUAAGCAAAUUAUGCAAUAUAAAUUAAAUGUAAAGGAGAUGGAGAGAUUGUAAUGUAUAUAUAUUGUAUAAUUUCAAUUAUUGGCUAUAUGUUACAUAAAUAACUUGACAAGGUUCUCUCUAUCUGUUUCUUUUCUUUUCAGAAUCUUUUUAUAAAAAAAAAAAUAUAAAAAUAGUAUUUUUAGAUGUUUCUAAUAAGAAAUAUUCAUAUUAUCGUGCGCAAUAUAAAAUCAGAUUGCUUGAAUGAGCUGCAAUUUAAAUGAACCUGUGAAUUACGAGUUUAAAUCCUUGCUCACAAAAAAUGGCUUCAAUUCUAUAUAUAUAUAUAUAUAUAACAAAUUUACUCGCAUUAAGAAAUUCGCACGAGACAGUUUCCUAUUUUACCGCAACGAUUUGAAUGUUUCUUAUCGAGAUAUUUAAUUACUCGGUUUACAGCCUACUUGAAUAUAAGAAAAAUACAUCUGUAACUCACAGUAUGCAGAAAAAAAAAAAAUCGUAAUUCUUUCCUUUUCAUACAAUUCACGCAUCAACGCACCUAUAUAAUUUAUGGUUAGCCUACUAGAAUAUUUCAAUCAUCUGUGAUAGUUUAGAGAACGAUAACAUACAAGAUGAUAACAUAUUCAUAUAAAAUAUUAUAUAAUUAAAAUAUUAUAUAAUUUAAUUGUUAAAUUAAUUAUAUAUUCUUUUAAUAAACUCUUUCUUUCUUUUAAUAAUUUAACAAAAAAUUUAUAUAUAUUCUAGAUUCUUUUAUAUAUUACAUAAAAAACAAAAAUACUAAAAUAUAAAUUAAAUUCAUGCAUUAUUAAUCAGAGAUUAUCUAAAGAAUCGCACUAAUCUUACUCUCUACUCACUCGAUCUUUCUCAAUUUCUAAAUGCUAUACAUCUUGUACAAAAGUUCACACAUUUUCCACGUCCAUUUUACCGAAUAAUACUUGUCAAUUGUCAUAUAAGAAAAUUAUUGAUAAAGAAAAAAUGUAUGGAACUGUUGAUAAAAAAAACUUCCAGAAAAAAAAAACACCAAAUUUGUAGAUGUUUUUCUUUUGAUAUUGUAAUUAAGUUUUUCUUACAUAAUAUAAAUAUUUCAUUUGAUUUAUUAACGCAUACCAUAUAAAUCAUAUAAUAUGGAGUGCUAAAUAUGUCUUGUCAAUAGUCGGUAUACAAACAGAAUACAUUAUAUACCUUAUAAACUUAAGAGCAUAAAAGUUAUAGUAUUAACUUUGAUUAUCAUUAUUUAGUUAUCACAUCGAUUGAAUUCAUGAAAGUAGUUUCAGAAAUAUGCCUGUGAAAUAUAGAAAGUAUUCGUAAAAGUGCUAAAAAGAAAAGCGAUGGCACAUUUAAAUACAAAGAUAGCUUAAAUAAGAGGAUAGUUAAGAAUAGUUAAUAAUGCUAUCGAGUAAAUUAUUGGAUACAAUCGCACCGUUAACACUAUUGCUAAUGUUACGAGCUGUCAACCGCUGUCAGUAUUCUGCACUCUCAUUGCGCAUCCGGAGAAAUUAGGUUCACUUUGUUAAAAAUUUAACUGGAAAUAAAACUGCUCGACAAUAUGUACACUUAAUUCAGUUCAUAAUGUUAUUUAAGCUUCUCGACAUUUUUCGAUAUUUACCGAAGCAUACGUUGCAACAUGUACGGAUGAGUAGCGUUUUUCUACUGGAUCAAGAUACCGAGAUCGAUUAGAAUUUGUGGCAGAUGAAUAUGCGUAGCCUGAAUAAAGGUAUCGUGUAACGUGUAGCGCGUCGAAUAAAAUGCAAAUCCUAUGUAUCAAAGUAUCCUAAGUCUCGUUUAGAAAGAAAAAAGGGGAUAUAUUUAAGGAUUAAGGGUGCGUGUGUAAUAUUGUUACGUGAUGUUUUGAGAAAAUUAUUGUAUAUACACAGUGCGAGUCGCGUGCCAGAUAUAAGACUGUAUAUUUGAAUUGCAUAGAAUGAUAAGUCGUUAUGGAUAAAGAAACUGAAUAAAUAUAUUG